AUGCAGCGUACCAGAGUUAAAGACAUUUUCGAUCGGGAGACUGCCGGCGGAGAAGUCCUGGUGCAGGGCUGGGUCAAGACCCGGCGUUCUUCGGGCGCGGUUUCCUUCAUCCAGAUCAGCGACGGGUCCACCCUUAAAGACCUGCAAAUCGUGGUGGAGCAGUCGUCGCCUGAUUACCCCCUUGUGGAAACCCUUAAUACUGGGUGCAGUGUUUGCGCUACCGGGGAGUUGGUGGAGUCCGAGGGCCGUAACCAGAAGUACGAAGUAAAGGCCAGCAAGCUGGAAGUCCUGGGGCAGGCGGACCCGGAGGAAUACCCUCUCCAGAAAAAGCGCCAUACCCUGGAAUUUCUGCGGGAGAUUGCGCACCUGCGGCCGCGGACCAACACCUUUGGGGCCAUGGCCCGGGUACGCAACACCAUGGCUUAUGCCAUCCACAGCUUCUACCAGGAACGGGGCUUCCAGUACAUCCAGACCCCGAUGAUCACCGCCAGCGAUGCCGAGGGCGCCGGUUCCAUGUUCCGGGUCACCACCCUGGACCUGCAGGACCCUCCCCGCCAGAACGGCCUGGUAGACAGCACCGAGGAUUUCUUCGGCCAGCCCACCUAUCUAACCGUCAGCGGGCAGCUGGAAGCGGAGAUUUUCGCCCUGGCCCUUUCCGAUGUGUAUACCUUCGGCCCCACCUUUCGGGCUGAGAACUCCAACACCUCCCGCCACCUGGCCGAAUUCUGGAUGGUGGAGCCCGAGGUGGCUUUCUGCGACCUGGACGGGCUGGCCGAGCUGGCCGAGGACUUCCUGAAGUUUGUUUUCAGCCAAGCCCUGGACAAGUGCCCCGAGGACAUGGCCUUCUUCAACCAGUGGUACGACAACACCGCCAUCUCCACCCUGGAGGGGAUAAUCAACUCCAGCUUCGAGCGGCUGACCUACACCGAGGCGGUAAAGCUGCUGGAAAGCUCCGGUGAGAGCUUCGAGUUCCCCGUGUCAUGGGGCCUGGACCUGCAGUCGGAGCACGAGCGGUAUAUCACUGAGAAGCGGGUGGGAAAGCCCGUGGUGGUUACCGACUACCCCAAGGACAUCAAGGCCUUCUACAUGCGCAUGAACGACGAUGGGGAGACGGUGCGGGCCAUGGACGUGCUGGUACCGCGCAUCGGCGAGAUCAUCGGCGGCAGCCAGCGCGAAGAACGUCAGGACGUCCUGCUGGACCGGAUGAAGCAGGCGGGCCUGGACGCAGAAACCUACUGGUGGUACCUGGACCUGCGCCGCUACGGCACCGUCCCCCACGCCGGUUUCGGCCUGGGCUUCGAGCGCACGGUGCAGUUCGCUACAGGUAUGCAGAACAUCCGCGACGUUAUCCCCUUCCCCAGGACGCCCAAUAACGUGGAGUUUUAA
Molecule: messenger RNA, 1386 nt
Organism: Geodia barretti
Lineage: Eukaryota; Metazoa; Porifera; Demospongiae; Tetractinellida; Geodiidae
Source: the annotation of a GenBank genome assembly